GGAAGCCCUUGGGGAAGAUCCGGAUGCAAAAAAAUUUGUAGAAGAGGAACAGAGCAGGAGUUAUAAGCAAAUAGAGGACAGUAGACAGAGAUUGGCCAAAUUGUUGCUUGAUGGCACACAGCUAGUAACAAACAUCCAGGUGGCAGCUGAUGCUCGGGAGGCACACAGGAGAUCAGAGGAAGAAGAGCUGACUCGGCAAAGGGUUGAGAAACUGGAAAAUGAAGCCAAGGCCAACUUGGAUAAGUUUGAUGAGAUCACUGCCAAGUGGGCCAAGGCCAAGCAGAAGAUCAUCCCCCAGGAUCUCUGGGAGGCUCUAAAUCUACAGCAGUAGCACUGUGCAUUGCUGAUUGAAGAGAAGAACAAGGUUAUUAGUGAGUUGCAACAGGAAUUGAAGAGUAAAGAUGAUCAGUAUGUGAAGGAUCUUAGGAAACAGAAUGAAGACAUUAAUUUGCUGCUUGAGCGAAUGGAAGAACAGAUCCGAAAUCUCGUUAAAAUCUACCGUCGAGAACUUUUGCAUAUAGAGAAAGCCUUUGAAUUGGAGCGUCGUGAACUUCUCACAAGCAACAAAAAGAAAUGGGAGCAAGCCAUGCAAGCUCUCAACCGACAAGAGUUGGAUUUUAUGAUGGCUCGCUUGAAGAAGGUGGAGGAGUAUGAACAGGAGCUGAACCAACUGCGGGUGCAAGAUGCUGAGGAGUACAAUGUUAUAAAGAUCAAAUUGGAGCAUGAUGUGCAGAUCCUGGAGCAGCAGCUCCAGCAAAUGAAAGCCAUCUACCAACUAAAUCAAGAGAAGCUGGAAUACAAUUUCCAAGUGCUGAAGAAGAGGGAUGAUGAGAACACCAUAAUCAAAUCCCAACAGAAGCGGAAGCUCAAUAGACUGCAUGAUGUGCUCAAUAACCUGCGCCUAAAAUUAGCCAAGCAGAUCAAGCAGUAUCGUGAGGAGAACUUGACACUGACAGCUGACUAUAAGCGGAUUGUGGAGCAGUUCAAGGACUUGCAGAGAACAAUGAGACAUUUUGCCAUUGUGGAUGCUGAACAUUUCCUGGAUGUGUGGCUGAUGAAUGAAGAAGAGGCCAAAGCGCUGAUUCGCAAAGCCUUUGAUGCUGACCAUGUCAUCCAUUCUCAGCAGUUGGGGUUGCCCUGGACUGAACCUGAUGGUUGGUUCCUACACAACGUGGGACCUAUCAUCCAUACUAAGAAGAUAAAAUCAGCCAAUGAGCUGGCCCGUGAAGUGAUCACACCUGAGACAAGUCAAUCACUUCAGCAGCUCUUAUCCCCAUCUGAGGACAGACCACCAGAAGACAAUGAAGCGGUCCCAGAAGAGGAGUAUAAAGAGGGUGAGGAACCUGAACCAGAAUCAAAGAAACGUUGGUCUAUUUCAAGAAAGAUCAUCAAGCACAUUCUGGAGCUCCUUUGUGAUGAGUCGGGCUUUUUGAUUGAGAGCAAGCUUCGGGGUCUCCUGCAACCUCUAGAGAGGCCUGAUCGCGUUCUCAUGGAGCUGGACUCCAUCUUCACCGCCCUGUCCAUUGACAGUGAAGAUGAUGUGUAUCAAAUGGCAGAGUUUUUCAUGCAUUUCAAGGCUCAGAAGAUGGCUGGUUCACAGGACUUAGAUGCUGUAGUGGCAGAUACAAUUGUCAAAGAAAUAUCUAGAGAUGCAGUGAGUCUAGGAGAGGAGGAGAAGGAGGAGGUUUCUGUAGAAUCACAAGAGGAGGACAAAGUCUUCACGGUUACAACAGUGCCCCUUUCUGCAGUUUACAUGCAUCCUGAUGACAUUUUGAAGGCUCUCAAGGCAUUUGUGCAAGAAUUUCAGAUGUCAAAGGACCAAUGGCCACAGAUAAAGAAAGCACAUGAAGAGCGAGACAACUCUAAAGAUUCAGAAUAUUGGGAUGCAUUGGCUCAUGUUAUCCCAGAUGGAAAACUGAAGCUGUGGGAUGCUCUGAUUGUUGCCUUGCAAAAAUACUAUCAUUUUCUGACUCUGAGGGCAAAGUUGAUUGAAGAGACUGAUGGGCUGACUCAGCAGAAUGAAGAACUUCAGAUACUGCUACAGCAAUAUUUACAAUCCCCGGUAAGUGAAUGGGUAGAAACAUAGAAUCAUAAAAUUGUAGAGGUGUAAGGGGACCGCAUAGUCCAAUUCUCUGAAAAAUGCAGGAAAACUAAUUUAAUCCUAUAUAUGAAUUGUCCAGUGACAUGGUGGCUCAGUGGAUAAGAUGCUGAGCUUGUUGAUCAGAAAUGUUGGCAGUUUGGUG
Molecule: messenger RNA, 2243 nt
Organism: Thamnophis sirtalis
Lineage: Eukaryota; Metazoa; Chordata; Lepidosauria; Squamata; Natricidae
Source: RefSeq, a predicted model, not a curated record